UCUCAUGUUUAUUUUCUUGCAGGCAACUAAUCUUCAACCAUGUCUUUCAUUUUUGAAUGGAUUUACAAUGGCUUCAGCAGCAUGUUGCAAUUUUUAGGAUUGUACAAGAAAUCUGGAAAACUAGUGUUUUUGGGCUUGGACAAUGCUGGUAAAACCACUCUUCUGCACAUGCUCAAAGAUGACAGAUUGGGUCAACAUGUCCCUACACUACAUCCUACAUCAGAAGAGUUGACUAUUGCCGGAAUGACUUUCACAACUUUUGAUCUUGGUGGACAUGAGCAAGCUCGCCGGGUUUGGAAGAAUUAUCUGCCAGCAAUUAAUGGAAUUGUCUUUCUAGUGGAUUGUGCUGAUCAUUCACGUCUCAUGGAGUCCAAAGUAGAACUUAAUGCACUAAUGACAGAUGAAACAAUAUCCAAUGUGCCAAUCCUUAUCUUGGGUAACAAAAUUGACAGACCAGAGGCCAUCAGUGAGGAGAAACUGAGGGAGAUUUUUGGGCUUUAUGGACAGACUACAGGAAAGGGAAAUGUGCCACUGAAGGACCUGAAUACACGUCCCAUGGAAGUGUUCAUGUGCAGCGUGUUGAAGAGACAAGGCUAUGGUGAAGGCUUUCGUUGGCUAUCGCAGUACAUUGACUGAUGUUUGGACAGACAUAGUUUUACUCCUUUGGACUGAUCCUGUUCACAGCUUCCUUAUGGACUUUUCUAUUAGAAUGUGGAAGGCUCUCCUGCCACAUAUUGGCAUUGACCAAGAGACUCCUGGUUUUCAACUAUCCUCUUGCACAGUGGUGACACAACUCUUUUCCACAUGACUGGGAGAUAACACAAUUCUGCACACUGGUGCAAGUUGUCCCUUUUUGUUGCCAUUGUUGCCCACAGAAUCCAUGGCUUUCAGCUACAAUGGGGCUGAUGUGAUCUGGAAUCCAAAAGUCUGCGCACUGCACUGUAACAGCUGAAAAAGAGAAUACGUCUCACCACUGUGGCUAAUUGACUUAAAGAAAGCAAUUAUAUUUUUUAAAAGAAAGUGUUAAUGUAAGCAUUGUCCCUUCUAACUUUUUGGUUAAACAUUUAUCUUGUUUGGUCUGGAGUCUAUUAGGGUUUUUUAAAAUCUAUUUAAUGGUAUUUAGAUAUUUUCCACCUUAUUGAACCCCAAGUAUCAUGAUAUCAAGUCCUAAAUAAACACAGAUUUGGGCUUAAUUGGUGUAUAGGAUGGUUGUGUUGUGUCACAUUAGGUGAUCAUGAAGAGGGUGCUGUUGGGACAAACUUGUGCAAUGAAACUUCUUUAAUUUACAGGGAUUUUAGUUGGAAAAAGGACAGAUAAGCACAUAUGUUCUGUUGAUGCCUCAUGCUUAGGUAUUUGAAUGCAGUUUCCAGCCUCACCUUAGUGAAGGGGUGAUGCUAUGGAAGGGAUUGUAGCUGUUUUGUUCAGUUUCCCAUCAGCAGUCUUUCUGCUGUGGUGGAUUAGAUUUAUUGGGUUCUCACUCUAGAAUGUAGAAAGUUCUUUGUUGCAGGGUUCCACUGUAUUAUAACAGUAAAAAAUCAUGAUGUUAUUU
Molecule: messenger RNA, 1549 nt
Organism: Pelodiscus sinensis (Chinese soft-shelled turtle)
Lineage: Eukaryota; Metazoa; Chordata; Testudines; Trionychidae
Source: RefSeq, a predicted model, not a curated record